GGCUUUGCUGGAGCAGUCUGCCCUGCAGCCAUGGCUCCCACGCUCGCCACCGCUCAUCGCCGCCGCUGGUGGAUGGCGUUCACGGCCAUCAUCGAGAACCUGCUCUUCUCGGCUGUCCUGCUGGGCUGGGGGUCCCUGCUCAUCAUGCUGAAAGCAGAAGGGUUUUACUCCUACCUGUGCUAUGGUUCAGGAAAUGCCACAGGCCACCACGAACAGGAAAAUGCCACGGCUUUGGAGAGCAAAUGGCCUUCCUGCAAUGCCCAAGAUGAAAUGCUCAACUUGGCCUUCACCAUUGGCUCCUUCCUGCUCAGUGCCAUCACCCUGCCCCUGGGGAUCGUCAUGGACAAGUACGGCCCUCGCAAGCUGCGGCUACUGGGCAGUGCCUGCUUUGCUGUGUCCUGUGUGCUGAUUGCAUAUGGUGCCAGCAACCCAGACUCUCUCUCUGUGUUGAUAUUCAUUGCACUGGCUCUGAAUGGCUUUGGAGGGAUGUGCAUGACCUUCACAUCGCUUACGUUGCCCAACAUGUUUGGUGACCUUCGUUCCACGUUCAUUGCUCUGAUGAUUGGCUCCUAUGCUUCUUCUGCUGUUACUUUUCCAGGAAUCAAGGUUAUAUAUGACUUUGGGGUCUCCUUCAUCCUUAUUCUGCUUGUGUGGGCAAGCUGCGCAGGAUUAGUUUUCCUCAACUGCUUCUUCAACUGGCCACUGGAGCCUUUCCCAGGUCCAGAGGACAUGGACUAUACGGUGAAAAUAAAGUUCAGCUGGCUGGGGUUUGACCACAAAAUCACUGGGAAGCAGUUUUACAAACAAGUGACGACCGUGGGGCGCCGUCUCAGCGUGGGUAGCUCCAUGAAGGGCCCCAAAGAGCUGACAGCCUUGCAGGAGAAUAACAAGCUCUGCCUGUCCACAGUGGACCUGGAAGUGAAGUGCCAGCCCGACAACACAGCAUCGCCCUCCUUCAUGAAGAGCGUCUUCAGCCCCAUCUUGUUGCUCAGCCUUAUCACAAUGUGUGUCACUCAGCUGAGGCUCAUCUUCUACAUGGGUGCCAUGAACACCAUUCUUGAGUUCCUCUCUGGAGAUGAAGGUCAAGUGAGUCUGUACACUUCCAUUUUCGGGGUGCUGCAGCUGCUGUGCUUGCUGACGGCGCCCGUGAUCGGCUACAUCAUGGACUGGCGAUUGAAAGAGUGUGACGACGGCUCGGACGAGAGCGAGGAGAGCAGCGCAGAGCAAAACGGUAAGAAAAAGAAAAAACGAGAUCGUCAGAUCCAGAAGAUCACCAAUGCCACCAACGCCUUUGCGUUCACAAACCUCCUGCUGGUUGGAUUUGGAGUCACCUGUCUCAUUCCUAACCUCCCAUUGCAGAUCCUUUCCUUCAUUUUGCACACAAUUGUGAGAGGAUUCAUCCACUCAGCAGUGGGAGGCCUCUAUGCAGCUGUAUACCCCUCCACUCAGUUUGGCAGCCUGACAGGGUUGCAGUCUUUGGUCAGUGCCCUCUUUGCCCUUCUGCAGCAGCCUCUGUUCAUGGCGUUGACAGGACCUUUGAAAGGAGACCCUCUCUGGGUGAACGUUGGCCUGCUUGCUGUGAGCUUCCUGGGUUUCUGCCUGCCCAUCUACCUGGUCUGCUACAGACGCAGGCUAGAGAGAGAACGAAAACAGAAGAACGAUGAUGCCAAACUCUUCUUCAAGAUCAAUGGCACUCCUAAUGAGGAAGCCUUUGUGUAAACUGGUGCUUGGAACAUAACCUCCCCUGUACAGGUUCCUGCCACAUCUGUGGGCUCUACCUGUGGCGUAAGCCAGGCUCUUCCCUUCCUGGCUCUGCCAGUCUUUGCUUGGCACUGGAGCGAGGGCUGUGCGGCAAGACUGAACUUUUCUCAGAUACAUGGCAGGAAGAGAGCUCCCACUCCUUCCUGCAGAACAUGGGACACUUUUUCCUUUUUAUAAAGGCUACCCAGUUAUUGUGUCUUAAAUUAUUCCCUGAUCACACUCUCCAGCAGCAGUGUCUCUGCUCUGGGGGGGGACUAGGGAAGAGAAGGAUUUGGAGGGAUGGGGGAAGAGGGAAGAAAAACCACAAUUGAGUUUGCAAAGAUAACACUGAAGUCUGAUGUUUUUCCCUCCUUCUUUCCCCAACCUCAGCUUGUCUCAGAUGCAAGCUGUACUCUUCCCUUAAAUUUGGCAGUGGCAUUUCUGCUUGAGGAGUAGCUGGGCCCGGUGGUUUUACUGUCUAUCCAGACAUAUCCCAGACUGUUCCUGAGGCAGGGAAGAGAAUUUCUUCCUAUGUGUAUGAGCAGAACUUCAGUAUGUUGCUAAAUGCUGGCUGCUGAUGUUGACAGCUCCCAAAUUCUUUAUUACUACAUAUUGCACAGACUGUGAGCAAUGGACCUGCCUUCCACACUGAAAUGAAGAGCCUAGUGGACUGCUUGGUCCUAUCCCAAGCCUUCAGAGGCCUGGAUUCUUCCUCCUGCUGCCUGUAAACCACCUGUACCACGUCAUAAACUGUCUACAGUCCUGAACCUUUCAGAUAGGAAUUGGAUCUUCUUUACCAGUGAAGUGCUUUGAGACUUGUUGCCUUUUGCCGCCUCCUCCCUCUGAAAUGACCCCGGGAGAGGAGCAGCAGCUUGUACUUAGUAAAGUGGAGAAGCUCCUUGAAGGUGGGUUCUGGGGCUGCACACACCCCUCGGUAUUCACGUGUCAAGAGCCGACUUGCUGUUAAAUCAGGAGUGCAGAGUGCUGCCCGCCCCUGGUAACUGGAUCCUGCGAAGGCGCAUCAGGGCCAUGGGGCAGCAUAGUUCUUCCUCUAGCCAUAGCCUAUUUACGUUGUUCUGAUAAUAGUCCCUGAGCUGCUGAACACCAGGUUACUGUGACUGACCAAAAAGCUGCUGGUUUGGCUGUAUGACAAGCCUUCUAUGAUGUCUGUACUCUGUCUGGACAGAGUACACAGUGAUUGAUUGUACGAUGACGCUGACUUCUAGAGCAGUACGUGUGGGUAAAGGUGCCCUUGGGUCUGUUUUGCCACAGAGGAAAUACAAAGGGAAUUCUUGCUUAUUUUUAUAUUGGUUUCCCGGGUCUUGUCUAAGUGGACAUCUCUCCCCUCAACCUUCGGUGUGGUCAGUAGCUCAGCCUGUGGCUCUGCAAUGAGCACUGCACCGCGUGGAGCUGCUCUGAGCAGGACGGUGCCGCGUUGAGGGCGGGCAUCGGCGGCCACUGUGUGGCCGUGCAAGUGCUGGGCUGAGCUGGUGGCUGCGGGGAGGUUGGAGCAGAGAGCAAAGAAGCAAAAAGUGGUUAUGAAGAUGUCGUGGUGGGGCCUUCUGAACUGCCACCUCCUGCACUGGCGGAAAGCCUGGCAGCGGUAAGUCAUUCAACUUCAUGUCUGGUUGGAAAAGUGUAAAAAAGACUCGACUGCUGUCCCACGAACUCCACGUUGGGCAUCGGAAACAUCAGUGCACCUGCUCCUGCUGGUGAGAAAUUACUUGGAAACUGCAUUUUAGCUGCAGUGCCCGUGGCUUGAAGCACGCAGGUGCUCAGCCCGGCCAGGCCUUCACCUAAAUCACAAGCUUGGCAACCUCUUGCCCAGAGCUUGGCAGCCUCUUGCCCAGCGCCUCGGGAAGCGUCGCUGGAUGAAGGGAAUGCCGAGGAGCUGGUGCCCUUGCGAGGACACGGGGCUGUGCGGGACGGCAGCGCCACCUCGAGUCCCUGCCUCCAGAUGCCUCCUGCCGCAGUUCAGAAGCUACUACACUCCGGUACCUUUAAGUCUUCGGUCACUUGUUUUAAAAUGACUUGCCACUGAGUAUUUUACACACUUGUGGAUUUUUUUUAUGUUACCUUUAUUAAAUGUGUUUGUUCCAAGACAGCCUUAUUGCCUGCUGUCAACAAUGAUAUUGUUUGAAAUUUUUCAUUUUCUGUUCGCCUUUAGAGCUUGGUGAUGAUUUAUUGACCUUCCCAGCUCCCUUUUCCCAUGUGUUAAGCAAUAAUUAGGGAGGUGCAGUCCUGAUUAGGUUUCCUGCUUGCUUGCAGUUUGUCUCAACUAUGUGCCUAGAAAUCCAGCAGCAGUAGUUCAGCUUUCCUCUAUUUCCAGAGGGUUUUCCGCAGAUUCCUGCAUUCUGCAGUGCUACGCUUGCUACUCAUAAAUGUUUCUGAAAGACUCCCACUCUUGCUGCAAGGUAUGUGUGGGGUGAGAAUGAUGCAUGUCUGAACCAUACUCCUCAAGUUCAGAAUAUCUGAAAAUACUGCUCCUUGAGGACCUUGGUGUGGCAACCAAUUUUGCAUUAAGGUUAUUGAAUUUCAAAAUCCUGAGCAUGGCAUCUGGCACUCUGCCACCCAAGUCCCCGAUAGGAAUGUCCCUGUAAAACAGUGGAGUAUGUCCCAAAUGGCGCAUUCUCCUGAAUACACUGUGGUGGGGCUGCUGCCUUCCAAGUGUGCUGCUAGAUUAAAUGC
This is a messenger RNA of Nothoprocta perdicaria, 4428 nucleotides long. RefSeq names its product solute carrier family 43 member 2 (gene SLC43A2). Bases 31 to 1719 code for a protein of 562 amino acids. The record is from RefSeq and is a predicted model, not a curated record. Gene Ontology annotation, molecular function: neutral L-amino acid transmembrane transporter activity; L-amino acid transmembrane transporter activity. Lineage: Eukaryota; Metazoa; Chordata; Aves; Tinamiformes; Tinamidae. The transcript is spliced from 13 exons. Gene Ontology annotation, biological process: transmembrane transport; neutral amino acid transport.